Molecule: messenger RNA, 4892 nt
Organism: Anarrhichthys ocellatus (wolf-eel)
Lineage: Eukaryota; Metazoa; Chordata; Actinopteri; Perciformes; Anarhichadidae
Product: G patch domain-containing protein 2-like
Exons: 9
Coding region: 73-1287 (404 amino acids)
Source: RefSeq, a predicted model, not a curated record
ACAGCAGGGCGGAAGUGCGUCUGGUGUCCCAGCUGUGCAGAAAAACAAAACAAGGCAAGCUGCGACUGCACCAUGAUGGAUGAGCUGGUGCAGGACCUGGUGUCUGCUCUGGAGCAGACCUCAGAGCAAAACAAGCUGGGGGAGCUGUGGGAGGAAAUGGUCCUGAGUCCACUGCACCAGCGCCGGCAGAUCCGGCGCCGCAGAGGCCGCAAGCGCUAUCGUGAAUCGUCCCUCUAUCCGCUGGAGCACAGACGGUGCUGGAUUGAGGCCUCUGAGUCCAGUUUGGACGAGACUAAAGGAUACAGGGAGAACUCUUCCUCAACCAUCGCUGCCUCUGUGGCCAACUGCAGUGACUCUGACGACGUGACUUCAACCAACCGAUGGCGGUCCGUCAUGAGAGGCCCGGUCAGGACUAGGCAGCCCUCCUGGCCAGAGUCCGACUCCUUCACCGAGAAUAACGCAGGACGGCAUCUCAGGAGGCGGAGGAAGGUCAAACGCAUGACUUCAGACAUCACAGUUAGGCUGCAGCAGAACUUAAAGGUUUCUGGUGUAGAUAGGAAACGGAGACACCGGCCGUCUAGGAUGCAGCAUCUGCCAGGAUCGAAGAACAGGUCUGGCGGUUGCGUGGCAGCAGACCGACAGACUGAAGGAGCCAGGCUGAUGGGAAAGGAGUGCUGGAAGAGGAAGAUGGCCAAGGAACACAGAGAUGCCGCUGACGAGAAGAUGUCUGAGGGGGAAACCAGCAGCACAUGCAGCAGUGACCCCGGUCUGUUCACCAAUGAUGAGGGAAGACAAGGUGAUGACGAGCAGAGUGACUGGUUCUUCGAGGGGGACUGUGGAGUGGGUAAGGGUGUGGCCGGCCUGCUGCCCAGCUGGGAGUCAGACAACCAGCUUUCCCUCGAGGAUAACCGGGCCCCGCCUACUUUCCUGCAACCAGCACGACCCUCUCAGAGAGGGUAUCGGUAUCAUUCACCUCUUAAGCGAGUGCCUGGCUCUGCUGCCUGCUGCAUUAGGAAGGACAGGAGGCGGCUUCCCAGCAAGAGCAACGGCAUGCCAGUGUUUGUAGAGAGACUGAGACAAUUCUCCCAAGAUCCUUACCAGAGAGACCUUUGGCUGCCUUCUGUUGGAAAAAGAGACCGAAGCCAGUUGAGCCCUUUGUGCCCAUUACCAGUGUGUCCUAUUGACAUGGUGUCAGAGAGCGCCCGUCUCAGAUGUUCCACCUCAAUCUGCAGAAACAGGACCCCAAACAGAAGAUUAGUGUUGAUCCCGGGCCGAAGUCUGAGCUGAACUGACAACAGGCAGCUACAGUUGGAUGCAGCGAUACUUAAAUCCAAUAGUUUUCAAGGUCAGCGUUCCCAAAUAGAGAAACACUAUGUGUUGACAUAGUUGUAAUGCAGAUUCAAAUCCCUGCAUUUCUGGGGCUACACAAAAAAAUAAAAUAAAAAGUAAAAUAAAGAUUUAUCCAAAAGAUCUUUGUCAAAGCAUCACAUCGCUCCCAGUCAUCCCUGGAACUGUUGGAUCUGCAUGGGGGACUAUUGAGAAGCCGCUUAGCCCCCUUGGCCUCGAGUCUGUGGGACUCAUUGUAUUGUUUCCACUCUGCCUAUUUAUGGUGCAUUCUUAAUUUUGUUUCACACACACGCUUCUUCCUCCCUCUCUCUUGGGUUAUUUCACAGAGCGCUCCAGCGCUCCUUGAUGAGGGGCAAAAACACGACUGCAAUGAAAAGCCCCCGACUUCUUAGGGCUUUCUUUUCUAAACUGGCCCUUUCUUCUCCACCUGAAAGGUUCCUUCAGAUUCCAGUUUGAGGCAUUGUGAAUACUAAUUUCUCUCUAUUAAGAAGCCCUCAUAUCCCUGCCAUGCUCUCAUUUGAAUGGCGGACUCAGGGGAGACCUCUUAAUUCCUUUAUAGUGGGAUUCAAGACCCUUCACUUCAAAAAGUAUAAAUCAUACUCCCAAAUGAAUGAGGGAGAGAGGGGGGAUUGACGAGAGGGGCUUCUGAUGUGUCCCGUUGGACGGCACAAGCUGAAUCUAUCUCCCCAAGCUGCUCAAAUCCACUCUCCAGUGAGACGGUUGCUCUGUCCUUACGGCCCAGCUCUGCACACAUAGCACCCAUUUACUUCCUUUAACUUCCUCCAAAACACACGUUCACAUGCAAACACAGCAUCAGCUACAGUUAUUGUUUUGCAUGACAAUGAGGAAUGCUAUAAUUGCUCAUGCAUGCUCCCUAACAAACUUGAAAAGGUCCACUCCUGAUCUCACUUCACUAUAUUUUCAUUUCUUUCGAGCCUCUUACGGGAAUGAUCGAUUUCUAGCGCUGAGCUCCCCCAUGCGUCUGACUUUUCUUUGUUUCCAAACACCCUUGAGAGAAAAGUGUUUUCUCUGUGGGCAGAGUGUAAGCAUUAAUCUUGUACUGCGGCCAGGUUGAAAUGAUACUGUAUUAAUAAAAGCUGUCAUCUCCUGUUUGCAGCGAGUUGACGGCGACAAUCAGAGAUUUGAUGUUAAGUGAUAAAGGCGGUAUGAGGGUUGCAUGCUGUUUAUCCUCGUAUCGGCGUGGGGAGAGCUGCAAUGCUUUGUGGGAUUUGGCUGUAAUGCUCGGGGCCGGCAGCCGUGUUAAAAUGCAUAACUGCCUCCCACCUGAUCCAGGCAGCGGCAGCUUUUAUCUAUUGACUUAUUUAUUUCUAAAUGACACUUGUGCCGUGAGAUAAAUCAUAGUCUUACGCCCACUCCCUUCCCAGUUUUCAUUUUAAUUGUGAGAUCUCGGUGUCAGCAGUUAGUAUAUUGGUGUGAGUGGCCUAUUGAUUAUUGAUUUGGAGCUAUUGAUUAUGUUCCCUGGAGACCCUAAUCCUUUCUGAUUCAUUUGAAUACCUCUAUUAAUCUUGAGAUCCUGCUCACACCUGAAGCGCCGUGUACCCUAAUGAAAAUAGAUGGCCAUUUUGUAACUGCGGCUCUUCACUCCUCUUUUGAUUUAUUAUUUUUAAUUGAUAUAUUUGCUUUUGGAUGUGGGCGCCAAAAUUACAAUUGACCCCGUGUCAGUGCUGUUUUAUUCUGUACCCUAAGGGACUGCACUGCAUUUAACAGCGUCUCAUAUGACCUGAAAAAUCUAUCUUGGAGACUUUUUUCCUCAGUGUCCUUGUGUCUUUGACAGAAUUGAGUUGUUGUUGUUGGCCGUCUUCAUUACAUAUUACUGUUUUUUCAUUGCUCAUUGCCUCUAAGUCAAUCUUUGUUUUCUCAUCACAGUUUCUGUAUAUUUAGGGACAAAACAACUGGCUAACAUCUGUCACACUGUUUAAACUGAUGAAGUAACAGAUGUUAAGUAAUAAAAAAACAGUGUUCUGCAUUUUUUUUACCACUUCUCUCAGUUUUACACAGAGCCAUGUAACAUGCUUAUUAAAAGCCUUUGGGUUCGGCUCUGAGAUGAAUGGUGGUGUUUUGCCUUGGUUAAUGAGCCAGCUGAUGGUAUUCUCAUGUUUGAUUAGCAUUGUGCUGAGUGUCUCAGUGGGCUCCUGGCGCGGCCCCUGAGCGGCUGUGCCUCUCCGCUCUCAGUGGCAGGGGAGGGCCCUCGCCUCCCUUCAGGCUGCAGGGGCCCUCGAGUGCCUCGGCCUCGGUGUAAUGAGGGAAGAGAUGGAGGGAUGGACCUCCACACAUUAGCACCAAAUGCAUCAGGGUAUUACUUUUAAUACCGGAGGCGUGCCUCGUGAAAUAAUGCGACGUUGUUAAACGGGGAUCGAUUUUGGAAUUAAAAAGUUAGUUUGCAAAGAUUUACUGUGGGGAGUUCAAUGCCUGAGCUCUUUAUCAGGGGCGCAAAUGGCUGGUUAUGUGCUGUCCGACAGCGGUACGAUUGAGGGAUCGAUAGGCGCGUGAUUUACUAACUGGAGUACAGGUAAUCAAUAAGUAUAAAAGUAAAUGAAAUAUGCAUUACUGGGAUUUUAUUAGAGAGGGGUAGCAGGGAGAGAAUAACGGUCAGGCCAUUUAUUUUUAUAUCUAUUGAUUAUACAACAUAGAGACUUCGCUCAAAGUGUGCGCCGCACAGCUCUCGACACCCCACCACUACACACCCGUCAUGUGAUUUAUGGGUGUUGAGGUCAUGGAACAUGCUGCCUGUUAAAAGGCUGCCCUGACGGGGCCUUAUUGUAGCAUGUGCCUGGUAGGGUUGUGGGCUUUGUGUUGCCUGCAGUCCAAAAUGAGCCACGCUGGUUAACAAGGAGCUCUCUUUUGUUUCAACCUCUGUUGUUUAGCAAUCCGACAGUUAUGCUUUAUUGGCUUUUUUUUUUUUUUUUUUCAAACAGCACACCAUAUUGUUCAUUAAAUCCUCUCUGAGAUGCAGUCUAGUUUUGGAUAACAAAUAGAAUAUGCAAGAUUUUAACUUCAGCCUUAUCAUGUCUUGUCAUAUCUUAUUGUAGCACUAACUCUCUUCUCUCUCUUUCACUCAGUCUGUCCCCCUCCUCCAUACACACUGCACCCCCCACAUCCCCCCAGAGUGAUGGAACGGACCUUGACCUUAACUUUACAUCUCUGAAGUCAGGGCUAUUAAGCUUGUGGUGGGGGGGCUUUUCCGAUUUCAGGGCUCCUGACAUAUGACACGGGAGCCAUAGAGCAGGUGUAAUUUGUUUAUGUGAACUCUGCAAUGACUCAUGCCACACGCACCCACCACCUCUCCUCAUCGAAUAUUCUCUCCGGUGAAAAUAUGUAUUAAUGAAGAAAAAUUAAGAUGUGGCAAAAUAUGCACCGUACUGAGACUGAAUGUAAGCUGCUGUGUUUGCAAAUAUGCCUGGCUGGCUUUUAUUGACUUUUGUGAAAUGUAUUAGAUUUCUACAUGUUUAUGUGUGUAUUGUGGGCGGGAGCUGCAUCAUCAAAUUGUGGGUAACGUUUGCUCACUCUGUCUGUGUCUGUGUGUC